AUGUCCUCCAUAAAAUACCGGCAUCUAAGCCGUGACUCCGCCCACCGCCGCGCCCUACUACGAAACCUAGUCACAUCGCUCAUCGCAAAUGAAUCCAUAUCCACGACCUACGCCAAAGCCAAAGAAGCGCAACGUUUGGCCGAAAAACUGAUCACGCUGGGCAAGAAGAACACAAAUGCGGCCAGACAGCGGGCGAAGUCUAUAUUCUUUGAACCGGACAGACACAUGGAGAAACUCUUCGACACCCUGCGCACGCGCUACGAGCACCGUCCCGGCGGUUACACUCGCCUUCUCCGCCAGGAGCCCAUACGCGACGACCAUGCGCCGUCCGCCAUCCUUUCACUCGUUGACGGCCCGCGGGACAUGCGCUUCAGUAUGACUGCGAAGGCGCUUGUGCGGCAGCGCAAGGAGAAUUUGCCCAUGCACGAGCUCACGGCGGUGAAUAUACGCAAGGUCACAAGAUUCAGAGACGGUGGUGAGGAGGCAUUAGAGGAGGAGGUCAAAAGCUUGGAGGGCGCUAUGGAAGCGCAGGACCUCGAGGAGAAGGAGUCAUUUGAGCAGGACGGGACGACGUAUGAGUGGGUGCGGGGCGAGAAGGAUCGGCGGACAGGCGUGAAGGGGAAGGAGAAGAAGGGCCCGGGACGGUUGAGGAGGCAGCGGGUUGGGGAGGAUCAGGAGUUUUGA
Exophiala xenobiotica is the source of this 684-nucleotide messenger RNA. Its product is annotated as ribosomal protein L17. The transcript has 2 exons. Gene Ontology annotation, molecular function: structural constituent of ribosome. The record is from RefSeq and is a predicted model, not a curated record. Gene Ontology annotation, cellular component: ribosome; mitochondrial large ribosomal subunit. The coding region runs from base 1 to 684 and encodes 227 amino acids. NCBI's taxonomy places the organism in Eukaryota, Fungi, Ascomycota, Eurotiomycetes, Chaetothyriales, Herpotrichiellaceae. Gene Ontology annotation, biological process: translation.